GGAGCGGGGACCCAACCAGCUUUGUGUGGACUCUAAGUUCCACCAGGUAAGAAGAGUGAUGACCAUCCUUUUCCUUACUAUGGUUAUUUCAUACUUCGGUUGCAUGAAGGCUGCCCCCAUGAAAGAAACCAGUGUCCGAGGACAAGGCAGCUUGGCCUACCCGGGUAUGCGGACCCACGGAACUCUGGAGAGUCUGAACGGUCCCAAGGCCGCUUCAAGGGGACUGACAUCCUUGGCUGACACUUUUGAACAUGUGAUAGAGGAGCUGCUGGACGAGGACCAGAAUGUUCAGCCGAGGGAAGAGAAUAAAGAUGCCGACUUAUAUACAUCGAGGGUCAUGCUCAGCAGCCAAGUGCCUUUGGAACCCCCGCUUCUCUUUCUCCUUGAGGAAUACAAAAAUUACCUGGAUGCGGCAAACAUGUCCAUGAGGGUCCGUCGCCAUUCCGACCCUGCCCGUCGUGGGGAGCUGAGCGUAUGUGACAGUAUUAGUGAGUGGGUCACGGCGGCGGAUAAAAAGACUGCAGUGGACAUGUCGGGUGGGACGGUCACAGUCCUUGAAAAGGUCCCAGUCCCGAAAGGCCAACUGAAGCAAUACUUCUACGAGACCAAGUGUAAUCCCAUGGGUUAUACAAAAGAGGGUUGCAGAGGCAUAGACAAAAGGCAUUGGAAUUCCCAGUGUCGAACUACCCAGUCUUAUGUGCGGGCUCUCACCAUGGAUAAUAAAAAGAGAGUUGGCUGGAGGUUCAUCAGAAUAGACACUUCUUGUGUAUGUACACUGACCAUUAAAAGGGGAAGAUAGUGGAUUUAUGUUGUAUAGAUUAUAUUGAGACAAAAAUUAUCUAUUUGUAUAUAUACAUAACAGGGUAAAUUAUUCAGUAAGAAAAAAAAUAAUUUUAUGGACUGCAUGUAUAAAUGAAGUUUAUACAGUACAGUGGUUCUACAAUCUAUUUAUUGAACAUAUCCAUGACCUGAAGGGAAACAAAAGUCAUUUGCGCACAACUGAAAAAAAAAAGUCUGCAUUACAUUCCUCGAUAACAUUGUGGUUUGUUGCCGUUGCCAAGAAUUGAAAACGUUUAAAAAAAAAGUUGAAAAAAAAUAAAUAAAUUGCAUGCUGCUUUAAUUGUGAAUUGAUAAUAAACUGUCCUCUUUCAGAAAAAACACACACACAAGCACACAGGCACACACACACAGAUACACACACACACAAAUUUGAACCUGAACAUUCCGUUUCCAUUUUAGACAGUAAAGUAUCUUCAGUCCUGUUAGUAUCCUCUCUGU
Molecule: messenger RNA, 1278 nt
Organism: Trichosurus vulpecula (common brushtail)
Lineage: Eukaryota; Metazoa; Chordata; Mammalia; Diprotodontia; Phalangeridae
Gene: BDNF
Product: brain derived neurotrophic factor
Exons: 2
Coding region: 59-799 (246 amino acids)
Biological process (GO): regulation of neuron differentiation; positive regulation of collateral sprouting; cell surface receptor protein tyrosine kinase signaling pathway
Molecular function (GO): nerve growth factor receptor binding; growth factor activity
Source: RefSeq, a predicted model, not a curated record